AUGGCAGAAUACAGGCUAUCAUAUGAGUCCCAGCUGGACGUCUACCACCCCUCCUACCGCUACGAAGCUCAUGACCCGCGCGACUGGAAAUCUGCUGCUCUCCGUGGGCCAGCCCUCCCAGCCUUAGGAAAUGCAACUGCCGGUGCAGUCGGGGCAGCCAUAUCUAAUGUGGUCGUCUACCCCCUCAAUGUCAUCGUCGCCCGCCUACAGACCCAGAAACAGAAAAGCAACGAUCCAAGCGAGAAAUCAGAUGAAGACGGGAACGCUGACGAAGAAUAUACCGGCGUGGUGGAUGCUGCCCGCAAAAUUUAUGCACAGCAAGGUGUCGCCGGCUUCUACCCUGGCCUGGCGCAGGAUACUUGGAAGACUGUCGCGGAUUCGUUCCUUUUCUUUCUUGCAUAUAGUGCCAUUCGCCAGAGGAGGAUAGUCGCGCACGUAGGCGUAGAACGAGCUGCCAAGAGCAAGAAUAUUGUUCUUCCAAUAAUCGACGAACUUGCCGUCGGUAUCCUGGCUGGCUCGUUUGCCAAGCUAUUCACCACACCACUGUCGAAUAUCGUCGCACGCAAGCAGACAUCUGCAGCGCGCAAGGGUGGAAAUACGAAGAACUUGUCAACAAGUGAUAUCGCCGCUCGCAUCCGUGCUGAGAAGGGCAUUCUAGGCUUUUGGUCCGGAUACUCGGCCACCCUGAUACUCACCUUGAAUCCCUCUCUCACGUUCUUCCUCAAUGAAUUUCUUAAACGGACACUCCUCCCACGAUCAAAGCGUGACAAACCACCUGCAGCUUUAACGUUCCUUUUGGCGGCCCUCAGCAAAGUCGCCGCUUCGUCAAUCACAUAUCCCUUCUCCCUCGCGAAAACCAGAGCUCAAGUAAUGAGCUCAAACUCAAAAUCCAAGUCUGGAAAGGCCCAGGACUCCCUUUUCGCCUCUCUCACCCCCGAAAUACUUUCCACAGUCGCCACCAUCGCCCGCACGGACGGUAUACCGGGGCUUUACGCCGGCCUUCAUGGUGAAGUGCUAAAAGGCUUCUUCUCGCACGGCUUUACAAUGCUUGCUAAAGAUGCCGUGUACGCUUUCAUAGUCAAGAGCUACUAUCUCCUUCUUGUGCUAAGACGUCGCUAUCCCACGCCUGAUGAACUUAUUCAGCGUGCCCGUGAACAGGCGGAAGAGUAUACAGAGAUCGCGCGUGAAGGUGCGCGUGACUUGGCGGAGAGAACAAGAGAGGGCACAGAAGAGCUACUGAAGACUAAAUCUGGGAGCAAUGCUGUCGAUAUGACAUCAAACUCUACAGGCGCUGCUGAUGCUGCUCGAAGUGCGAAUAAUGUGAAGGGCCCUUAUUCAUCAGUUUCUGAUGAAAUUAAUGAAACGGCUGAGCUGGUGGGUGAUUACGUCGAGGAUGAAGCGGCCGAGUGGAAGAGCCUUUAUCAUUGGUUUUGGACGAAGGAUCAUGGGUCACAUCGGGAUUGA
Messenger RNA from Penicillium coprophilum, 1464 nucleotides. RefSeq names its product putative mitochondrial carrier protein. NCBI's taxonomy places the organism in Eukaryota, Fungi, Ascomycota, Eurotiomycetes, Eurotiales, Aspergillaceae. The record is from RefSeq and is a predicted model, not a curated record. Bases 1 to 1464 code for a protein of 487 amino acids. The transcript has 2 exons.